AUGUUCAUGAAACUUUUCAAGAAGAAGGAAAAGAAGGACAAAGAGGAGGACAAGAAGUCCGAGUCGACGCCUACCUUGGAGAACAAGCGUGUGGAAACCCCUGAGGCGCCGGAGAAGCUGACCAAAGACGACUUCGAGACCCUCGAUGUCCUCGGCAAGGGCUCCUUUGCCUACGUGGUGCUGUGCCGUCGCCUCUCCACGAACAAGUACUACGCCAUGAAGGUGAUCAACAAGCAGGGCCUGCUGGACCACAAGCGAGUGCAGGACGUCUUUACGGAGCGCAACGUGCUGACUCGCCUGAACCACCCCUACUUGCUGAAACUGUACUGGACCUUCCAGUCGGAGCACAAGCUGUUCUUCGUCAUGGACUACAUGCCUGGCGGUGACCUCGACAAGUACAUGAACUCCGUCCCGAAGAAGCAGCUCGACCCGGCAACAGCGCAGCUGUACGGUGCCGAGAUCCUCUUGGCCAUUAUGUGCCUGCACGAGCACAGCGUCAUAUAUCGAGAUCUAAAGCCAGAGAACAUUCUGCUGGAUGGUGAGGGCCACUGCGCUCUUGCAGACUUCGGCCUGUCCAAGGAUUUCCACAAGGACGGCCAGGACGUCUCCGACAAGGAACUGCGCGCCAACUCGUUCGUCGGGUCGCCGUUCUACGUGGCUCCUGACGUGCUGCGCCAACGUGAGUACACCAACGCAGUGGACUUCUGGUCCUUCGGCAUUCUGCUGUACCGCAUGCUGUGCGGCCGCACUCCCUUCAAUGGCCGCAGCAUGACGGAGGUGUUCGACAACAUCUUGUACUCUGACCUCUCUUUCCCCAGUGGCGUGGCGGUGUCGCCGGAAGCCAAGGAUCUGAUCAGCCGCUUGCUCAUGAAGGACCCCAACCGUCGCAUCAAGGGCCCUGAGGUGAAGCAGCACCCCUACUGGACCGGGAUCAGCUUUGAGGAGGUGGCGCAGCGCAAGAUUGCCCCAUCGCGGUGGACCCCACUGCCGUCGGUGGAGGAGAUGCUGGCUGCGCGCAAAAACGUCAGCGCUGGCCCCUCGACCUCUUUGAAGAACCCGCACCACGUCGUGAAUACGCCGGCACAGAGCUCGCAGCUCAACGAUGGCCAGCAGAGGUUGUUUGGCGGCUUCUCCUGCACGGCGGACAGCCACCUGAACAACAGCUGA
This is a messenger RNA of Leishmania major strain Friedlin, 1167 nucleotides long. RefSeq names its product putative serine/threonine-protein kinase. Gene Ontology annotation, biological process: protein phosphorylation. The record is from RefSeq and is a predicted model, not a curated record. NCBI's taxonomy places the organism in Eukaryota, Euglenozoa, Kinetoplastea, Trypanosomatida, Trypanosomatidae. Gene Ontology annotation, molecular function: protein serine/threonine kinase activity; ATP binding. The coding region runs from base 1 to 1167 and encodes 388 amino acids. The transcript has a single exon.